Messenger RNA from Diabrotica virgifera virgifera (western corn rootworm), 555 nucleotides. RefSeq lists its product as uncharacterized. The transcript has 2 exons. Lineage: Eukaryota; Metazoa; Arthropoda; Insecta; Coleoptera; Chrysomelidae. Gene Ontology annotation, molecular function: odorant binding. Bases 97 to 486 code for a protein of 129 amino acids. The record is from RefSeq and is a predicted model, not a curated record.
CUUCGUACGGUUCUGAUACUUAUUGUUAUUUCAAAACUAUCUAUAAAAUGGAACUGUGAAAGAAAAUUCUGUUCUGUUCAAAUCAAUUAAAGCAAGAUGAAGCAUUUUUUAAUUCUGGCUGUGGUCUGCUUAACAGCGACUGCAUUUCAUAUGCCUGAACACGACAGAGUACAGGCCACGAUCGCAGAAUGCCAAAAAGAAUCCGGUUCAAGUGUAAACGAACUGGAAAAUGUUAAACUAGGGAAGAUAAACCCUGGUACCGGCAAGCAAGUUCUUUGUGUUCAUCGUAAAUUGGGAUUCAUGGAUGAGAAUGGAGACAUUCUUGCUGGUCCGUACAAGCAACACGUUGAAAUUAUUACCUUCGACAAGGGUCGUCAGCAAGAGCUCCAAGCAUGUAGCAAACCUGAAGGAGAAAAUGCCGAAGCUAAAGCUGUUAAUUUUGAUAAAUGUUUCCAAUCCGUUUUACAAAAAAUGGGACGUGAUUGAUUUAUUUAAAAAAAAAUAAUUUAUAAUAAAUAAAUUGAUAUGAUAAUAAUAAAAUAUAUAUACAGUGUU